UCUCUCCCCCUCUUCUUCCCCACUUCCCUUUUUCCCUUUGCUUUUCUUGCACUUACAGAAACCAUCUUCUUCUUCUUCUGCCUUUUUUCUCCUCCUUUCUGAUCUCAUUCUUCCCUUUAAAUCUUUUCUGGGUAUGGAGAAAGAUUAUUUCUUGAACGGCGCAACUCCCCCGCCACCAUUUCCGUUCUCAGUGCCCAGCUGGAGCUCUUCGGAUUGCAUUAUGAACCCGAAUUGGGACGAUUCUCUUGAUCACUACACCCAAUUCGAGUCUGCCCUGAGCUCCAUGGUGUCCUCCCCUGCCGCCUCCGCCGUGUCCGAGGGCUUGGCAAUCCGUGAACUCAUCGGAAAACUCGGCAACAUUUGCAGCUCUCCCCCCUCCUUCAUCGCCUCCUCCGCCAUGGCCGCCUCUUAUUCUGGGAACAGUGACGCUAACAUUAAUGUUCACAGCGCCAACACUUCUUGCUACAGCACGCCUCUGAGCUCUCCUCCCAAGCUCCGGUUGCCCAGUUUGGGGAACCACCACCCGCCUCCUCUGCCGGCUCUCCCGGCUGAUCCCGGCUUUGCGGAGAGAGCCGCCAAGUUUUCCUGCUUCGGGAGCCGUAGUUUCAACGGCAGAACGAGCCAAUUAGGGCUAAACACCAACUCUGAAUCGCCGUAUAGAUCUGCUGCUCCAUUACUGGGUAAUGCCAGGUUGCCUAGGGUUUCCAGUAGCCCUGCUCUUAAGCAAGCUGGAUCCCCGGUGCAAAACAGGAAUUCCGGUCUAUCCCGUGCGGAAUUGAAGCCCGCAAACCCAUUGCCUCCGGUUCCGGGCUCUGAUGCCAAUUCUAACGAGGCAUCCUCUGUUUCGGAGCAAGUUCCCAGUAGCGGCUCGAAAAGCCCUAAUGAUUUGACUUCCAGGAAGAGGAAAGCGCCUUCAAGAGGGAAAGCUAAGGAAGAUAAGGGUGUUGAAGCAGAUAAUAAUAAUAGUCCAAGCCUGAAGCGAUCCAAGGCAACUGAAGGAAAUGGGAGCGAAAAUGGUGGUAAUAAAACCACAGGGGAUGAUAGUGAAAAGCAAUCCCAGAAGCCUCCGGAGCCCCCAAAGGAUUAUAUUCAUGUUAGAGCAAGAAGGGGUCAAGCUACUGAUAGCCAUAGUCUUGCAGAAAGAGUAAGAAGAGAGAAGAUUAGUGAAAGAAUGAAGCUUCUACAAGAUCUUGUCCCAGGCUGUAAUAAGGUAACUGGAAAAGCACUGAUGCUGGAUGAAAUUAUAAACUAUGUUCAGUCCCUGCAAAGACAAGUUGAGUUCCUAUCCAUGAAGUUAGCAUCUGUAAACCCAAGACUGGAUUUUAACAUUCCACCCAAGGAUAUAUGUCAACCAAUGUGCCCAUUGGAUUCCUCGCUACCAACUUUCCAUGUUAUGCAUCAGCACCUGCAAAUUCCUCAACAACAACAUACCAAUGGGGGAGUGAACCAAUGCCAAGUGGACCCCCUAGGAAUGCAGUUACCUCCCCUAGACGGAUUCGGUGAAACCCUUAGUCAGUUCCCUCUAUGUGAUGAUGACCUGCAAAGUGUUGUCCAAAUGGGACUCAACCAAAAUCCCGGAAAGGAUAUGGCAUUGCAUCCACAAAACUACCCUGCAGUGAGUAGCCCUCACAUGAAAAUGGAGUUGUAAUCAAAUCACCUUUGGUUUAUUCUUGAUUGGAAGCCCGGAGAAGAGAUUACUGUAUAUAGGAAGAGAAUUGCUAAAUGCUAAUCCCCUAUUUAGGUCUAAUCUGAGAUGAUUAGUUUCCCUUAUUCUUAUAAUUGUAAUUGAUUUGGGCACCUAAUAAUUUUUCUUUGGGUGUGGUAUUUACUAUUUAGCAUAUGAUUUUAGAAAGCAAAGUGUAAUUUGGUGGCAAGGCCAUUAAAGGGUCCAUUUGUAAUAUAUUUAUAUAUAUAAAAGAUAUAGUAUUAUGAUUCCUUUGUAAA
This is a messenger RNA of Ipomoea triloba (trilobed morning glory), 1944 nucleotides long. RefSeq names its product transcription factor bHLH62. The record is from RefSeq and is a predicted model, not a curated record. Lineage: Eukaryota; Viridiplantae; Streptophyta; Magnoliopsida; Solanales; Convolvulaceae. The transcript has 8 exons. Gene Ontology annotation, cellular component: nucleus. The coding region runs from base 134 to 1648 and encodes 504 amino acids. Gene Ontology annotation, molecular function: protein dimerization activity; DNA-binding transcription factor activity. Gene Ontology annotation, biological process: regulation of DNA-templated transcription.